AUGAAGUUGGAUUUGUCUGCAAACUCUGGUGACAAGAGUGUUAAGUUCACUGUUCCAAUUGUUGACAUGAAGAAUGUUGACUUAUCUGAUGCAGCAAAGCAGCUCCUUCUCGAUUUCACUGAGUCUGAGUUAGUAAAAGUCGACAAGGAUUCAUUUACAAAGUUGACAAACUCUGUCUUCAACAACCUCCAACUCUUGGCCAAGGAGUCAGUCAGCCAGAUCACUCUCUCUGCUGACAAGUACUCAAUCGGCAACUUCGAAGUCCUCAAAGACAAAGUCAAAGGAGUUCUUUCUCUCAAGGACGUCGUCAUUCCAUCAGGAGGAUUGACACUUUCUGCAUCUGGAACAACUGACACAAACGGAUUUGGAUUUAACUUCGACACAACAGGAAAUCUCGGAACAAUCAAGUUCGAUAACACAUGGAAUGCUGUCACAAAGUUUGGAGAAGGAUUCUCAUUCACAAGUGAGGGAGAUCUCUCUGUUGAAAGACUUCCAAACGCAGCACCAAUCAAGGUAGGUGGAUCAGACACUCUUUCCAUCAAGAUUGAGGAAGGAAGACCAAGUCUGACAAUCUCAGGAAACACCGAGAUCAACGCAGCAGGAAAGACAAUCAAAUUGACAGGAAAUGUUGGCUCAUCAUUCUCUGUCAGCGGUGAAAACUUAGUUGUUGGCGGAUCUGGUAUUGGAUCUUUCAAGGUCACAAAAGAAGAUGGAACAGAACUUCCAGUAUCCUUCAAGACAGCUACUUUUGAAAAGAGCGCUUCAAUCAAUGUCCUCCAAGUCAUCCAGAACUUGACAGCGAAAUUCGGUUCCUACAUCAACAUCUCCAAGCUCAUCUUCCCAGCAACUCCAUCUGCAAAGAGAGUUGCACAGGAAGAUUCAUCAGACAAGGACAUCACAAUCGGUUACAAGUUCACUGAAAACGGAAUUCCAAAUUUGAGAAUCAAUGAAGUAAGUGGAACUCCAUCAAACAUUUACUUGGUUUACAACGCCACAGACAGAGAGACAAGAGAUUUGGUUCCAUCAGAUUGGAUUGAUAACCCAGUACCAAUUAUUUCUGCCAAGUUCUCUGUCCAAGAGUGCAACAACUGGAGAAAGAACAUCGUCUCUACUUUCUUGACCCCAUCUGUUGAGUCAAUCACAUUGGCAACUUCAUGCGAGGAAGGAUUGGAUGAUGAUGAAAGUGUUGUCACCCUCACAAUGUCUCUCAAGGCAAUCGAAGUGAAGCCAGAGAGUAACGAAGUUGCAGAUAAUCUAACACCAACUCCAGCUAACCCUGAUGAAAACAACAACGACAAAAUCUUCGGAAUUCCAAAGACUGUCUUCAUAGGAGUUGUUGCCGGUGUUUGCGUUGUUGCUGUUAUUGCUGUUGUUGUCGGAAUUGUCGUUUGCACAAAGAGAUCUAAGACAUCAAAGAAGUCUAAGAAGGAGCAUAAGAAGUCAAAGAAGUCUAAGAAACAUUCAUCCUCAUCAUCUUCAUUUGAUGAGUCUUCUGACUAA
Trichomonas vaginalis G3 is the source of this 1500-nucleotide messenger RNA. RefSeq lists its product as uncharacterized. The record is from RefSeq and is a predicted model, not a curated record. The transcript has a single exon. Bases 1 to 1500 code for a protein of 499 amino acids. Lineage: Eukaryota; Parabasalia; Trichomonadida; Trichomonadidae.